Messenger RNA from Thlaspi arvense, 1416 nucleotides. NCBI's taxonomy places the organism in Eukaryota, Viridiplantae, Streptophyta, Magnoliopsida, Brassicales, Brassicaceae. The record is from the annotation of a GenBank genome assembly.
AUGGCUGGCGAUGGCGGAAACGGAAACGGAAUCGGUGUGGACUCGAUCAGCUCUCUGCCUGAUGACAUCCUCCACAUUAUCCUCUCUUCUAUUCCGACCAAAUUUGCCAUCAGAACCUCCGUCUGGUCCAAACGAUGGAGGCAUGUAUGGUCCGAUACACCUUCUCUCUCCUUCGAAUCGUGUGAGGAUACUACGAGUGCUUAUUCGGUAGACGAAACCCUAGCUCGCUACACCGCUCACAAGAUGAUGAGUUUCCAUCUCUAUACCUCCGUGAUACUGGACGAUGUUCCUUACAUUAACAGGUGGAUCGAGUUAGCCAUGUCCCGAAACGUGGAGAGAAUGUCGCUAGAGAUACAUGUUGAUAAUUAUGGUUUUCCUGAUCUCUUCUACAUCAAUUCCUCUGUCAAGCAACUCACCCUUAACUAUUCAGACCUUUCUGAUAUGAUGAUUCCCCGUUGCUUCGUCUCUUGGACAUCCCUUAAGAAGCUGUCUCUGAGGUGUUGCACGAUCUCUGAUGAGUUCUUUGCUAAGAUUCUAUCUGGUUGUCCGAUUCUCGAAGGCCUAAAGUUGAAUUUCUGCCAUACACUAAUGGUUAUUGAUCUCAGCAAAUUGUUGCGUCUGAGAACAUUAGAAAUAUAUGAAAGCAAUUUGGUUCGAGGGUCAACACAGAUUGUGGCACCACAUAUCCAUUGUCUCAAUUUGAUCACAUACGCUCAGUCACCAUCUACUUUAGUCGAUGUCUCGUCUCUAACCGCAGCUAGUCUAGAGAUCUGGUAUCGCCCACAUCAAACACAACUAAAGACUCAUAAGCAAGUCAUGGUCCUAAAGAUCCUAGGGAAGUUACAGAAUGUAGAGAGGCUUACUCUUGGGACAAACCUUCUUAAGAUUUUAUCUCUUGCAGAGCUCCGUGGUGUUCUCUUUCCGAGGUUCAAGAAUAUCAAAGACUUGACGCUUGAAACAGUGGUCUCUCAAUAUGUAACUCCAGGCUUAGUAAGGGUGUUACAUAACUCACCUGGAUUGAAAACACUAACACUACACAUAAUGGAUUCCAGCACAUUACAGAUAAUAAAUCCUAGCCGCAUAGAGGAUAAGUAUCUUGACAAGUACUUGGAUUUGCAUGGCUUGGAUUCGAACCAAUGGUGGAUCUUUCUCGACAUUUUUCGCCAGAAUCCAGAGUCAAAGCAUGUGGCUUCACUCGUGGAACUUGUGCUUAAAACCACAAAGGCAUUAGAAAAGAUGGCCGUACGGUGGGAAGGUUGCCCUGAUGGAAGAAGGUUUGAAGAGUUACUUGAGAUGCUUUCGAUUAUUUCACACGACAACAAUGUCUCAGUUGCAUUAAUAGACCAUUUAAAGAGAAAACAGAGGAAAAUGUCAACAAAGUGGGAUUAUAGGAAAGCCACAACAUUGUAUGAUUGA